AUGGGCCCAGCCUCCCUGCGGGACCUGGCCAUGAGCGAGUCCGGCCAGGAGGCGGAGGGCUACGGCUGCCUCCUGCAGGCGGGAUGCCAGCUGGAAAACACACUGCAGCAAGUGAGCGUUCCCGUGAGCAUGAAGGAGGUGGGAGGCUACAUCGAGAAGCAGGUUGCCUAUCUCUCAGGCGGGCGCGGGGAAGACUCCAGUGUCAUCAUCACGCUCCCGGAAAGCUCGGCCUUCAGGGAUAUUCCCGAGGAGGCCUUGGCUAAAGUAUUUACCUACCUCACGCUCAUCCCUCGAACAAGGCAACCAGGUGUGAAGUUUAUCAUCAUUUUAGACCGAAGACUGGACACUUGGGCUUCCAUCAAGACGGCGCUGGCACGAAUAGCAGCCUCCUUUCCGGGGAACCUCCACCUGGUCCUGGUGCUCCGCCCCACCAGCUUCUUCCACCGCACAGUCACGGACAUCGGCUUCCGCUUCAGCCAGGAGGACUUCAUGCUCAAGAUGCCAGUGGUGAUGCUGAGCUCCGUCACGGACCUGCUAAAGUACAUCAACGAGAACCAGCUGACAUCAGAGUUCGGGGGAACGCUCGACUACUGCCACAGCGACUGGAUCGUUUUAAGAACGGCCAUCGAAAGUUUUGCUGUCACGGUCAAAGACGUGGCGCACAUGCUGCAGGCUUUCGGUACCGAACUGGCUGAGGUGGCUGUGCCAGGACAGGGCGACGCCAUCCGGAAUCUUUUAGAGUCUCACAAUGAGAAAUACAGAAAGCUCAAGGAGGCCAUUGGAUCGUUAUCACAAGAGGGGCAACAUCUUCUCUCCAGCCUGGAGACCACCACCAGCAGCAGUACCGCUAGGGAUGACCAUGAGCCUCACUGGGACAUCCAGCUGGACUGGGAGACGGUUCAAAGGCUCUUGGGUCAACUAAGAGACAUGGAGUUGGCCUUUGACGGUUACUUUGAGAAGCACCGUCUCAAACUGCAGCAGUACCUGCAACUACUCGCAUAUGAGCAAAGCUUUCAUGAGAUGGAGUCUUGUCUAGCGCAUACGUGGUCUCAGCAAAGCCAACUUUCCUCCAGCGUCGACACACUGGAUCAGGCUGAGCAGGCUCUCAAACAACUCGACUCUUUGGAGUCAAUCGCUCAGGAGGCGAUAUCCAGCGCGCAGACUGUCAUCCUCCACGGGCACCAGCUAUCGGCAGGUCACCACUACGCCACUGCACUCAUCAUGCAACGCUGCAACGAGCUGCGGCAUCGCUGCGACACCCUCCACGCUGCGCUGGGGGAGCGACGCGGUCGGCUCCUGCGAGCGCAGCGACUGCUCGUGUCGCUCCAGCAGGCUCAGACCUGGUGUGACGAUGGAGCCUACCUGCUGGCUAAUCAGCUUGUAGAGAAGUUCCAGUCAAAGGAGGGCGCGCGAACUGCUUUGAAGGCCAUCGAGGGCUUCCUGGAAGGCUCGCCACCCGUGAUGACAUCAGGACCUGACAUUUUGGCUCUGGAGUAUGAAGACAUCAUGACGCCUCAGUUGCAGAUGAAGUUGAAUCAAACCUUUGAAAAGCACACGGCCGUGCAGCAGAUGAUCCAGAACCGGCAGGUGGGUCUGAGGAAGCUGGCUGACAAACACGUCCGACCAGUCCAGCUGGUGGCUCCCCGUGCUGAGAACCCACCUCGCUCCAAAUCGCCCAUCUUUUCCCCUAAGCACGCUGACGGCUUAAAAUUCACAUUUGAUCUCCCUCUGCCUGGAAAAAGGGCAUCACGAAAAGGCCCCAACGCUCGCAAAAUUGAGGUCAUCCACGACUACCAGGAGAACCGCAGCUGUGUUUCAUAUGGCGUGGAGGGAGAGGACAGCCCGCGUGUCCUCAAACGUCAUGUGAUGAGGGAGCUCAUCGAGACAGAAAGGAUCUACGUGGAAGAGCUGCUAUCGGUCCUUCUGGGCUACAAGGCAGAGAUGGACGACCCGCUGCUGGCGGCUCUGCUGCCGCCCGUCCUACGCGCCAAAAGAGCCGUCCUUUUCGGAAACAUGCCUGACAUCUACGACUUUCACAGCAGUGUGUUCCUCGGGGACCUAGAAGGAUGUCUGGAUGCUCCUGAAGGCGUGGGAGUUUGCUUUCUUGCAAGGAAGGAGAACUUCCAAAUGUACGAAUGCUACUGCCAGAAUAAACCGCGUUCCGAUGCUCUGUGGCGACAGUUUUCUGAUUGCGCCUUCUUUCAGGAGUGUCAGAAGAAGCUGGGCCACAAACUGGCUCUGGAUUCAUACCUGCUGAAACCCGUGCAACGCCUCACCAAGUAUCAACUGCUGCUCAAGGAGUUGCUGAAACACAGCACUGACUGCGAUGGAUCGUCUGAGCUGCAGGGGGCGCUAUCAGCCAUGCUGGACCUGCUCAAAUCUGUCAACGACUCAAUGCAUCAGAUCGCCAUCACUGGAUAUGAGGGGGACAUUUGUGAGCUGGGUCGCGUGUUGAUGCAAGGAUCAUUCAGCGUGUGGAUGAGCCAUAAGAGGGGCCCCACUCGCGUGAAGGAGCUGGCCCGCUUCAAGCCAAUGCAGCGCCACCUCUUCCUUUACGAGAGUGUGCUGCUCUUCUGCAAGAAGAGGGAAGAGCACGGAGACGGUGGCGACAAGACACCCUCCUACGCCUUCAAGAACCGCAUCAAGUUGACAGCUGUAGGGAUCACAGAGAACGUCCGAGGAGAUCCGAGAAAAUUUGAGAUCUGGUACAGCGGUAGAGGAGAGGUCUACGUGGUUCAGGCUCCGAACAUUGAGGUGAAGACGUCCUGGCUCAGCGAGCUGCGCCGAAUCUUGACCAACCAGCAGAAGUUGCUCCGAGAUGAAGUUCAUCAAAACGGACAACUGGUCGACCGAAUGCAUCUUUCUACACCACCUUGUGAGAGUAAGCAAGAGAGAGCGUCGGUGAGCUCGGAGGACACGGAGUCGGGAAGGGGCAGCCCAGAUGCCCGGCGGCGCGAUCCAAAACACCAGCUCAACCGCAGGAGCUGGCCUGGAGCUCACCAUCAUUCGGCGAACAUCUGUGAAGCUCUGGACGAAGCAAACACUCGGGAUGCUUUCCACCAGCUGGAAACACAACCCAAACUGUCUCAAGGCAGAUAUCGGGCAUUGGCAGACUUCCUACAAAACGGACCAGAAAGCUUCCUCAUCAAAAGUGGAGAUGUCAUCCAGUUGGUGUGUGAAGACAGAAAAGGCCGCUGGCUGGUGAAGAAUCUAAGUCGACACCAAGACGGCUUCGUCGCGUCCUCAAGUCUGCAAUUGGUCAUAAGAGGGAACGGUCCAGAUGGCUCCUGCAGACUCAGGGAAACAGGCAACGUAAGGGCCAGAAAGCUCAGCUCUCCAUAG
Nerophis lumbriciformis (worm pipefish) is the source of this 3342-nucleotide messenger RNA. NCBI's taxonomy places the organism in Eukaryota, Metazoa, Chordata, Actinopteri, Syngnathiformes, Syngnathidae. The record is from RefSeq and is a predicted model, not a curated record.